Molecule: messenger RNA, 1261 nt
Organism: Zea mays
Lineage: Eukaryota; Viridiplantae; Streptophyta; Magnoliopsida; Poales; Poaceae
Exons: 2
Coding region: 269-1003 (244 amino acids)
Source: RefSeq, marked validated
GGCUCCGUCUCCGGCAGUCCGGCUCCGCUCUGCAUCUCCCGCCGCCUUGUGCAAUGCGGUGCCCUCCUCCACCUCUUUCGCAUUUGAUUUGAUUCGUCCAGAGGACAAUCUCUGCGCCGCGCAUAAACAACGCCAGAAGAGUCGUCGCCCCUGACCGUCCCGUCUCCUUCCUCCCCUCACCCCCACCCACCCACCCACCCACCCACCGCGCCACCAUAAACCCCGAGGGGAUACAGAGAAAAACCCCGGGCCCCCACACGCGCACUCCAUGGCGGAGCCGGCCGGCAAGGCCCGGGAGCGGCGGGUGUCGAUCGAGGAGGUGGCGAAGAAGCUGUCCCUGUGGCACACGGCCACGUUCCGGCCCAUCCUGACCCACGCCGAGCUGGAGCCCAUCCUGUGUGCGGCGGGCUUCGUGGCGCUGCCGUCGGCACCAGCGACGCAUCAGAAGCAGGACGAGCGGCCCGGCGUGGCGUGGCGCGAGUACGCCUUCCUCGGCGGCGGCAAUGCGAGCCCUGCGGCGGCGGCCCCGCGGCGCUGGCUGGGCCCGCGCCCCCGCCUCCCGUACCCGCGCGUCGACGGCCUCCACCUCAAGACGUACCAGGCCUUCCUCGGCGCCGUCGAGGCCUACCUCGGCGCCCACCGCGUCUCCAACCUCUUCCACGUCAGGCUGAUGCCGGUGACGAGCCCGCACGACCGCGCGUUCGACAAGGUGUUCCGGCCGAUGCGGAACUGCAGCCCGGAGGAGGACGGGCUCAUCGUGUACCGGGAGGGCACCCUGGACGACCUCACCGUGGAGACGUGCAGCCGCCACGCCGCCACCGGGGACGACGGCGCCGCCGGCCACGUCAUCCCGGGGAUCAGCUGCAGCGACCUCGGCUGCCUCCGCAAGGUGGACGGCAACUGCCUCGAGGAGGGAUGCAAAAGCCGCCGCGGCACUGCCCGCGGCCAUGACGACGACUUCUUCGUCGUCCAGCUCAAGGAUCUUUUUCCCAGCUACUACUGAGAUUAGCUGCCUGAAACGACGAAACUAAACCGUGCAGCCUAGCUUCACCCCAUUCUGCAUGGGCAUGAGAGUUUGCAGAACUGCAGUCGAAUUAGUGGCGAGGAAUGCAUCGCCAUAGGUGUUAGUUGGCCUGUCAGCAGGCUGUUCCGAUCCCACCGUUGUUUUUAGUUUUUUUUUUGUUUUGUUUCUCUCUCCAUCAAGUGUAUAAUCUGUCUGCGAGUUGCGUAUAUCAUGCAAUGCUGAGUGAGUUUUGUCGGC